This is a messenger RNA of Coregonus clupeaformis (lake whitefish), 2982 nucleotides long. RefSeq names its product semaphorin-3D-like. The record is from RefSeq and is a predicted model, not a curated record. Gene Ontology annotation, molecular function: chemorepellent activity; semaphorin receptor binding. The coding region runs from base 311 to 2737 and encodes 808 amino acids. Lineage: Eukaryota; Metazoa; Chordata; Actinopteri; Salmoniformes; Salmonidae. The transcript is spliced from 18 exons. Gene Ontology annotation, biological process: neural crest cell migration; semaphorin-plexin signaling pathway; negative chemotaxis.
UCUUCGUGGACGGCGGUGACUUGGCUACCGAGCGUGCGUCAAACCGCUCUGAAGUGAGUAAAGGAAGGGCAGGGAAAUAUCGGGGCGAUUUCGUUUGUGCACUUUUAUCGCUGCUUGAUAUAGGCCAGCUAGCCCUUGCCAGGUGUAUUGUAAGGUUUCGGGAAUGUGUUGUUGAGCUCUGUGUGUGAGUUCAACUCCGGUCAUCAUUACGCACGAGAGGAAUCCCGCUCCAGCAGCGACAAGACAACGUUGAGAACAGACUGUUGAGAAACAGUAGUGGAAGAGAGAGGAAUACCUCCACUCUCUCAUCAUGAAGACUGGAGGAAGAAAUCCUGAUCCUGGGGAGAGGAGCCAGGGUGAGAGGCUGUCCGGGAGCUCUGCUGGAAGUCAGGGGAGGAUUAGGCUGUCUCUAGCCCACCCAGGGCUGCUGCUUCUGGGGAUAGUACUGCUGGUCCUCCUGCCUUCUGGAGAAAGUGUCAAACAGAAUGUACCCAGAGUCAAACUCACCUACAAAGAGCUGGUCCAGGGUGGUAGUGUAUCAGUGUUCCUGAGUCCUACUGAUGGUCUCCAUUCCCACUCUGUGUUGUUGGAUGAGGAGAGAGGCAGGCUGCUGCUGGGAGCCAGAGACUCAGUCUAUCUACUGGACCCUGACAACCUCAGCAGAGCCCCCAGGAAGAUCAGCUGGCCAUCCCCCAGAGACACAGUGGAGAUGUGUAAACUGGCAGGCAAGAACGCUCAAUUGGAGUGUGCCAACUUUGUGCGUGUGCUCCAUAACUUUAACCAUACCCAUGUGUAUGCCUGUGGGACAGGAGCCUUCCAUCCGAUAUGUGCCUUCGUUGAGAUCUCAGGACGUAGAGUGGAGGGUGUGUUCCAGUUGUUGUCUGGUACAGUGGAGUCCGGGAGGUUGAAAUGCCCUUACGAUCCCUGGCAACCUUUCACCUCUGUCCUCACAGACCAGUUUCUGUAUGCUGGCACGGCAUCAGACUUCCUGGGUAAAGACAUAACGUUCAGCCGCUCCCUGGGCCCACCCCCCGACCAGCACUACAUACGUACUGACAUCUCAGAGGACUACUGGAUCAACGAGGCCAGGUUUGUAUCAGCCCAUCCUGUGUCAGACACCUACAACCCUGACGAUGACAAGAUCUACUUCUUCUUCCGCGAGUCGUCACGUGACGGCAACGAUAAGAGUGUCCUGUCCCGCGUGGCACGCGUCUGCCAGAAUGACGUGGGAGGGUUGAGGAGUCUGACCAAUAAGUGGACGACGUUCCUCAAAGCCAGACUGGUGUGUUCCAUCCCUGGACCCGAUGGAGUGGACACACACUUUGACGAGCUCCAGGACAUAUUCCUGCUCCCCACCAGAGAUGAGAAGAACCCUGUUGUGUAUGGAGUCUUCACCACCUCCAGCUCUGUGUUCCGUGGCUCAGCGGUAUGUGUGUACAGCAUGGCUGACAUACGAGCUGUGUUCAACGGACCCUACGCUCACAAGGAAGGACCUGACCAUCGCUGGGUAGAAUAUGAGGGAAGAAUACCUUACCCUCGCCCUGGAACGUGUCCCAGUAAGACGUAUGAUCCCAGGAUAAGGACCACUAAAGACUUCUCAGACGAGGUGGUCAGUUUCAUCCGCUUCCACCCCCUCAUGUUCCGCUCCAUCUAUCCCCUGACCGGCCGGCCCGUGUUCACGCUUGUACGUGUCGACUACACACUGACACAGAUAGUGGUGGACCGCGUCAUGGCUGAGGACGGACAGUAUGAAGUCAUGUUCCUGGGGACAGAUGCUGGGUCAGUCCUGAAGGUGGUGAGCAUUACUCAGGAGAACUGGUCUACUGAGGAGGUGAUUCUGGAGGAGCUCCUGGUGUUCCAGGCUCCCACUCCCAUCCUGAGUAUGGAGAUCUCUUCUAAACAGCAACAGCUGUAUGUGGGUUCGGGGGCUGGGCUAGCCCAGGUGUCACUGAGCAGGUGUCACCUGUAUGGUCAGCUGUGUGCAGAGUGCUGCCUCGCCAGAGAUCCCUACUGCGCCUGGGACGGACACACCUGCUCACGAUACGUCCCAGCAUCCAAGAGGAGAGCCAGAAGACAAGACAUCAAACAUGGAGACCCAUCCAGCCAGUGUUGGGACACAGAGGAAACUCUGCGUGGAGGCAGGGUGGAGGAGAGGAUCAUAUUUGGUGUGGAGAAUAACUCAACCUUCCUGGAGUGUCUCCCCAAAUCACAACAGGCCACCAUACGCUGGUUCAUACACAGACCUGGAGCUGAACACAGAGAGGAGGUGAGGCCAGAUGACAGAGUGGUCCAUACAGACCAAGGUCUCCUCAUCCGCUCUCUCCAUCCUGCCGACUCCGGCAUGUACGUGUGUAUGGCACAGGAGCACACGCACUUUACACACACUCUGCUCCGCCUCACGCUGCGCCUCAUUUCCCACGGGCAUCUUGACGGGCGGCCCAAGCCCAGCAAGGACCCCAGCGUCGAGGUUCGCCCCGGGGCAGACUCUCGUCAGCGCUAUAAGGACUACCUGCGGGUGAUGAGUUCUCCCAUUGGCUCGCUGGAACAGUACUGUGAUUCGCUGUGGCUGGAGAAGAGGCCGGCCAAUAGGCGAGGCGGAAGAGGGCAGGGGGUGGGAAAAUGGAAACACAUCCAGGAGCUGAAGAAAAGCAGGAACAGACGACACCACGGAGAGAGAAACGGAGAGAGGGAUAAAGAGUUGGAUGGAGAGAGGGUAGGGCAGCGGAGGAGAGGAUGAGGUGGUGAGGAUACCAAAGAGGAGGAGUGGGCACAGCAGUCGCAAAAAGUGUCAUCAGUCAAAGUAUUAGGGGAAACCAUCAAUGUUUAUAGGGGUAAAAGGUAGCCAUGGGUAAGAUGAUCAAAUAAGUAAUUAGACUUGAGGGAAAGUUAUAAUGCCAUGGGAACAGGUACCACAAUACCAUCUUAGAAAAAAGGUUUCCAAAAGGGUUCUUUGACUGUCCCCAUAGGAGAGUCCUUUCAGGU